Suillus paluster is the source of this 403-nucleotide messenger RNA. RefSeq lists its product as uncharacterized. Gene Ontology annotation, cellular component: nucleus. The transcript is spliced from 2 exons. The record is from RefSeq and is a predicted model, not a curated record. Gene Ontology annotation, biological process: regulation of transcription by RNA polymerase II. The annotation marks the transcript as partial. Lineage: Eukaryota; Fungi; Basidiomycota; Agaricomycetes; Boletales; Suillaceae. Gene Ontology annotation, molecular function: RNA polymerase II cis-regulatory region sequence-specific DNA binding; DNA-binding transcription factor activity, RNA polymerase II-specific.
UGAUGGAAACAUACACACGCUGGCUCCACUAAAUACGAAGCCGAGAACGAGUGGAUCGUCCAAAAGAUCUAAAAUGCACCAGUGCUCCCUCUGCUCGAAAAUCUUCCCGCGACCCAGCGGUUUGAACACACAUAUGAAUUCUCACUCUGGAGCCAAACCUUACAAGUGUCCGGUACCAUCGUGCGAUAAACACUUCGCAGUUCGAUCGAAUGCCAAGCGUCAUCUGAAGACGCACGGCAUCAAUCCCUCUUCGAUGGAGGGCCCAUCCCAAGGCUCCAACUUUACAGUUGGGUUUGAAGAGCCUUUCGUAAAUCACCAUGUUCACGACUCAGGCCAGCCACCAACGAGACUCAGGUGGAUGCCACACAGCCUCGCCACGAGGACGCAAUCCGCCACUGACUGG